AUGGAUAUCACCGGUUCUUCCGCUCCACGACGACGAGCGCGUGAGCGCUGGGUAUGCUCCGUUGGGCGCCCUCGACGCGAUGAGGUGCCCUGUUUCCUUCAGCACGGGCUCUUCUCGUCACUGGUGCGACGCCAGCUUCCACUCGGUAUCCCACCAGAAGCCAGUGCCGCGACCGCGGAACUUGGAGGAAGGUUGAGAUUGCUGGCGCUGGGGAUGGCAGAGUACUCUGCGGGGUGGUGUGGUGUAGUGGAGAAAGCCUGUGGACCAUGA
Molecule: messenger RNA, 270 nt
Organism: Mycena indigotica
Lineage: Eukaryota; Fungi; Basidiomycota; Agaricomycetes; Agaricales; Mycenaceae
Exons: 3
Coding region: 1-270 (89 amino acids)
Source: RefSeq, a predicted model, not a curated record